Messenger RNA from Brassica rapa (field mustard), 5765 nucleotides. RefSeq lists its product as uncharacterized. NCBI's taxonomy places the organism in Eukaryota, Viridiplantae, Streptophyta, Magnoliopsida, Brassicales, Brassicaceae. The record is from RefSeq and is a predicted model, not a curated record.
ACAAUAAUUUAUUAUAAAAGUUAAAAAUUAAGAUACAAACAAUUUAUAAUUAAAUAUUAGUCAAGCAAAGACAUUUAUAUAAAAAUAUUUUCUAAACUAUUUCUAAGAUAUGAGUGUUUUAAAAAAAUUAACACAAUAAUAAGUAUAUAUUUUGAUGAAAAAUAUUUGACAUAUAUAAAUACUUUGAUGUUUGAUUUAAAAAGAUAAAUAAUAACUUUGUUAUUGUUUUAGAUUAAUAAGAGAUAAACUACUAAGUAUUCAUAAAAGAUUAUGCCCGCAUAUGCAGGCAAAACACCUAGUUAGUUCGUAAUAGAAACCUAAGCAUGAUUAAUGGAGUUCUUAGGAUGAGAUUCUUAGCAUAAUAUAAAAAAUCGUCUCUUAACUUUAAUUAAAAAAACUAAGAACUCCACCCUAAAAACUUCCAUCAAUCAUGCUCUAACAUAUCUUUCUCAGUUACCAUUGAAACCUAACAUCUCCCUCUGAGUUACUUCUCCUUGAUGAACAAUUUCAAUCACUUUUACUCAGUUUGUAAUUAUCCAGAAACUCUUCUUCCUUAAGUUGCUAAGCGGCAACCUUUUUGAAUAACCCCAUCUUGGGAACUGAUUGCAGAACCAGUCCAUUCUUAUUUAGGAAAGAAACAUAUUGGUAAAUACAGUUUUUUUUCUUUUUCAGCAAAAAGCAUGUUGUGAAUAAACUACCAGAGUUAGACGCGAACCAGAACUUAUAGAAUUUUUGUUACAAUAUUAUUAAAAAUUUGGAUCAAGCUAAGCCGCAGGUCAGGAAUAUAUGAGAUUAUGUUAUCGUAGCUUAGGAUUCAGAAAGCAAGAAAAAACACACAAAACAAAACCAUUGCAGUGUCUUCUUAAUAAACAAACAACUAGAUUGUUACAUCAAGCUGCCUCGUUAGAGCAACAAAAAAUCAUCAGAAUCAGAUUUGGCCUUCUCCUGGUCCAGUUUCGCUUUGAGAACAGACACCAUCAUUUCUAGCUUCUUGACGCUUUCCUCGAAUUGUUGGACUCUAAACCCAUAAGCCUCAUCUGCUUUCUUCUUCUCCAAGGAAACAUCCUCAAGAUUCUUCACACGUUCCUCAAGUUGUUGGACCCUCGAACCAUCAGCAUCAUCCUUCUUCCUCUCCAAGAAAUUGUUCUCAAGCUUUGACUUCAACCAGUCAAUCUUGAAACCCACUUCUUCCAGCUCACUCAAUUCGCUGUGAGAGAUGACUAGCUCAGCCUCUAAGUGACUCUCUGAAGGCUUAUUUAGUGUAUUGAUGAGGCCAAGAAGGACAUUCAUGUAUGCUGUCUUCACCACUUGGCUCUUUGGUUUGAAACCUAAUGCAAUGUCUGGAUGCUCUGCGAGACUGCGAAUAUCUUCUUCACUAAAGCAACCUGCAAAGGAGACUUAUGUUUAUGUUACUCAAAGAAGGAACCUAAAUCUAUACGUCAUGAAGCAACCCUACAACGCAUGCAAAGUUUUUUUAUACAAAAAGCAGAUUCUUGUAACUUACAUGAGAAGCAGAAACCUGAAAACCGUUGAUAUCCGCAGUCUCUUUCUCUGAUACAUCUUCGCUUUCUCCGUCCACAGCUUCAAUUAUAUAAUGUAGACUUCAAUGCUGAGACUGUCUUUUCCCAUAAACCAUUUCUCCUUAAGCUGGCUACGACGAAAUGCCUUUAGGAAGCCCCAUGAUGAAUCCUCAGCGUCCAACACUUUGCUUUCCACAACUGUGAAAAUAAAAAAACAUCAACCACAUGUUUAUCUACGUAUAUAGUUUUUUUUACUUUUGAAAAUUCAAACAUUAAUUCUUACUUGUUUACUGUCGAUCUGCACAUAAACUAAUCUUCACUAUACACUUCUAAAAUCUAUAUGUAUACACUAAACCUAGCUCUCUAGUUCAUAUAUUGGUUUGUAUAUUCCAAACAAAAAUCAAUAAUAACAGUUGAAAAAAAAAAAGAGCCAAACAUGGAACUGGAAGGAUAGAACUUCAUACUCUCAGAUCUGCAGCGCUCUAUCUUGCGAUGAUUCAACACGGUGAAGUAAAAACUAACAUUCCUUUUCCAUCCAAUUCGCAAUGAUUUAGGUUUUGUAGCGUGCAGAUACACAGACAAGUGAUCAUGAUUCAUGAGCAAGUUUCCUUCCCUUGGGAUAAACGUCGAGGUACCUGUAACAAAUAUUUAACCCCUGUUAAUAAUUGCUACGUGUAAUCGAAUACAUCAGAUCUUGGAGAAGAGAAAGGUUUUCAAAGAGUAUUCUUGUUGUUUUUUACCAUUCGCAUCCGCCAGCAACGAAUAUCUUAGAAAAUAUGCGAUCAGCUUUCUUCUUCUUCUUCCAUAACUCCUCUAUCUCAAACCUGAAGCUUGGAUUUUGACUCCACAUGUUUGAUCAAUUUGAUUUCGUGGUUCGAGAAGAGACUAAUAAAUUUCAGAAACUAUGUUUGAUACUUUCACACAUAAAGCCCUCUCUGCUUAUGUAGGAUGCAAAAAGAAAAAGCAAACAAAGUCUGAAACCCUUAGCUCAAUAGAAAAACCAAAAAAAUUUCAAAAAAAAAUAAUUAACUAAAAGCUAUAUCUCUAACAAAGAAACUAUGUCUAGAUCGUUAUCUCCAUUAAUUUUAAAUUUAUUAUACAAAAAAAAAUCGAUGAGAUAUAUAUAUAUACCACUAUAUGUUAAAGGAGAGGAACGGUCGAGGAAAACUUAAACCCAAUUAAAGGCCAAAAUGUUGAUGAGGGAAUUACCAGAUAUCAAGUUAUUUUAAACAAAAUCAAUAUUAUUUUUAAAAAAUCAAUAGAAUAAAACUAUUAUUUUAAAAAAAUCAAUAGAAUAAAACUAUUAUUUUAAAAAAAAUCAAUAGAAUAAAACUAUUAUUUCAUUUUCUAAUAUUAUUUUUGAAAAAUCAAUAGAUAUCAAGUUAUUAAAACUAUUUAUGAAAAUACAUGCAUAUUUAAGCGAUAAAUAAAACUAAUUUGAUUUGAUUUAACUAGAAUAAAACUAAUUGUACUUCAGUUUGAAUUUAAAAGAAUAUAUGUGACUUAAUAUACUCAAAUAUAUAUGCACAGAGAAAACCGAAGAAGCAAAGGUUUCCGACCUUCAUAAAUAUAUAUUAGUUUCGGCCAUCAAUAUACAAAGUAUUCUUUAAUUUAAUGGUACAAAUGUUGGUGUUUAUAUCUCAGUAACCCGAGUUCGAACCAUAUGUUUGACACUUUUUUACACUUUUUUAAAAGUAUGACCCAUCAAAAUGCUGACUUGUUGUGUGAGUGAACUGUCUCAUUAUAUUAUAGAUUACAUAAUCUUUUUUAAUUUAAUAUUUAUUUUACAUUUAUCUAAUGUCACCUAACGUAUGUUUAUUUUGGAAUAAGUUUGAACGAUAUUCCCCAUUUAAUCUUGAACGAAGGACGUAAUUUUAAUAUUACUUUAUGUUAUUCAACAAAUAUGUAAUCUUCCUGAUAUUCUAUUUGAUUUACGUAUGAACCAUAUUUUUGAUUGUAUGUAAUUAACUAUAGUGUAUGUUAACUUGAAUUAAAUAUUAUUGUAUACUAUAUUUUCCAUAACUCAAUGUAUCUAACUUUUCAAAUCUUUUUAUAUCGAAAAAGCAAAACUUAAAAACAAAAUAAAUUUCCAAAUUUUGAUUUAAACAUAUUUAGUUUAGUUGAUAGAAACAAAUUUAGAAUUUUAAAAUUUGAAAUCACGGAUUUUGUGCCAAAUUUUUAAACAUUUGUUUCCAUUUUGAAAAUAUUUUAAAAAUAAACAAGAGUAAAUCAAAUAUAUUUUUUUUUUAAAUUUGAGAAAAUCUAGAUUGAGAUAUUAAAUAUUAAAAUUUGAAUGUUGUUUAACAAAGAUUAUGGAAACUUAACAAUAAAAUAACAACUUUAAGAAUAUCCUUCCAAAUUCUUAUUAUUUACAAAAUAAUUUCAAUAUAUAAGAAUAUAUUUUACAUAGUAUUAUAUUGAUUCAUAUAUUAUAUCAAGAAAAUCUUAUUAAAAAUCAGUUUUUAACGACAUAAGAAGUCAUAAUUAUAAACAUACAAAUACUCACACACACACACAUCUAUAUAUAUUUAUAUGUGAGUAUUUAUAUGUUUAUAACUAUAAAUUUUUAUGUCGUCCAAAAACUAUGAAUUUUGCAACAGGUUUAGUAUGUUAACAAUCUUAAUAGUUUGUUUAUAUAAAGAUUUAAAAUCUGUCAUUAAAAAGAUUUUAAAUCAUGUAUUAUCAAAUACAAGACAUAUUGUACACACAUAUUUAAGCAUUGGCAUACCGAAAAGCAAACUGAAACAGAAUAAAAAAUAAAACCAAAUCCGAAUCAAUGUUCACAAAUAUCUGAACUGUUCAUAGAUAACAAAAAAAAAUCAGACCAAAUCGAAAACCAAGUGGGUAUCCGAAAAUCCAUAAUAUAGUUUAUAUACCUAAAAAUGUUAAUUAUAUUUAAUUUUAAAAUUAUCAAAUAUUCUAAAAAUAUUAUUUAUAAACUGAACUACCAAAAAACUCUAUUACCCUUUUUUGAAAUUAUCAUAAUUUCCCAAUAUGAUCGAGUCACCCAAAUAUUUUUAUUCAAAAUAUUCAAAUUUAUCCGAGUUAUCCGAUAUUUAUCCUAAAAAUUUCAAAAUGUGAAUUCCAAAAUUAUUCAAAAUUAUCCAAAAAACCAGAAACCAAUCCAUAAUCGAAUUGAAGUCAAAACUGUAUUGGAUUUGUAAUAUUGUUAUCUGAACUAAACCGAAAACUAAAAUAAGCAAACUGAAACUACACCUAAAUUCAUAAAUAACUGAACGGUUUCUCUAUUUCUUGAAUAAAAAAAUUAAAAAUCACAAUUGAACCGGAGCCGUACCAAAAAACGAAAAUAAUCUGGAACCAAACCGAAAACAAAAAAAAAAAUCUGGAACUAAACCAAAACCCAAAUAUUAGUGAACCAACAUACAAACAAAUUAAUAGAUUUGUUAACAAAACUAAUCCCGCGCUUUCAAAGCGCGGAUCAAAAUCUAGUUUUCAUUAUUGUAUCUUUCACCACUAUACUAAUUACAUUUAAGGGCUCGAGUUUUUAAAUGUGCCUCAGGUCUCUACAGACCCUCGUACUGCACUGAUUCGAGGACGGAGAUGAUAUCCAUUUUAUUGAUUUCUUGAUAUUAAAUUCUUUUUUUGUGUUACGUUAUGAUUUUUUAUUACUUCAAAGAUGGGAUUAUAUCUACUUCUAUGGAACUUUUUAUAUUCAAGGUUUGAUUAUACAAAUUGACCGGUAACGUCCAAAUAUGCGUAUGGUCAACCAAAAGUAUAUACUUUUACCAAGAAAAAGUAUAUAAAACUUUCCAAAACUUCUUACAGUCACACUUUCUUUAUUACACUAUACAAAUUGUUUUUCCUAUAUAUUCAGCGAAACGACGAUUUCAACGCCACACAAUCCAACCCCUUCAAACAAAUUUUGUUUUUGUUUUUGAAAAAAAAUCUUUAAAAAAAAUGAAACUAAAGCAAACCAACGUGAUGUUUAUGGUGUUAGCCCUGAUCUCGGCAUUGGUUUUCCUACAAUCAGAAGCUGUUGAUCGUUGUCCGACAGGAAAUAUAAAUCUCGUACCAGGAUGUUUCGAUGCGUUGAGAUUAGCCUCGGACAAAGAUUACAGCAGGCUAUCAAGAGCUUGUUGCAGAGCAGUCUAUUCACUAGACUCUGAUACUUGCUUCUUUCUUUUCUAUCCUAGCCCAGCUUACUCUAUUAAGAUUUUCAAAAACAUUUGUCUUAAUGUUAAGUAUGUACCUGCUGGUUCACGUUUCUAAUAAAGAUUUUAAUAA